AAUUAAGUGUUAUUCUGAGCAUUUGACUAUGACAUCACAAUUUGAUUUUAAUUUCCAAUGUUUGUUUCAUAACAGCACAUUUGUAUAUUGUUGAUUCCAUUGUGACAUCACAAUGAAGCAUUGAUGACCUGUAAUGAUGACAAACAAAACAACUGUGAUAGCAACAGCGCAGAUGACAACAAACUGGUUGGAAUUCAAAAGCUGCAAUGGAGCACCAUAAUAACUUCCUAGUUUAUAUUCUGGUACUAUUCAAAUACAUACACUGCAGUGAUUAUCAACCACCACCUAAACCAGAUGAGAUUCCUCACCCAAAAGAUCUAUUUGAAGCCUACUAUAAAUGCCUAGAGAGGAAAAAUGCUUGGUACUUGAAUAUGAAGGAUAAAUCUGAGGCUAAACUCAUUCAAGAGGGACACACAUUGAAACUGGACUGCAAUAUUUGUAUCAGUCCUGCCCAUGAUAUCAACUCAUAUACCUGGGAGUGGAAGGUUAAGAGAGGUGAAGAUAUAGUGGAAAAGCCUGUCAUCCUCAAGGAGAAGACACGAUUCCUUACAGAUGAGAAAACAUUGGUGAUUAAAGGAGUUCAGAUUGAAGAUGCUGGUGAUUAUUUCUGUCUUCGUAACAAUGAGUAUGAAGCUGUUUACAGACUAGAUGUGGUGUUAAAAGAAAGACGUGUCCAAGUUGUAGAAUCUGGUGACCAAGGUCGCCAACCUAAAAAUUCUCAACGUUUAGAUGAACACAACCUUUGGUUGUUUACAUCAUGGUCGUCAUGGACACGGUGUAACCAUUGUGAUAAAUUAGGUCAAAGGAGGAGAAUUGGAAUAUGUACUGUGAAGAAGAUAAAUUCAUCGCUAGAGGUGUUGCCAAUUGAUGCACCAGUAUUGGCUGAAUACCCUGAAGGUGUACCGUGCAGGUCAACAUUGAUUCCUAUGUACCUUUCAAAUCUACCAGUAGUUUUGGCUAGGCGUAGUGAGACCAUGAUGGGAUACUGUAAGAUCCCUUGCCCCACUAUACCUCCACCAAGAAAUAUCACUGAUGAUACUGGUGCAGUUAUUGAGACAGUCAAUGAAGCAGAAGGAUUUUACUCACUAAGGGAUCACAAAGAUGGAAAGCCAACAUUUCCACCACUGGUAAAACGGCAGUCAAUGUACCUUGAACGGGGAAAACGGGUUUACCUGGAAUGUCCACAUGAAAAAUCAACAGAGGAACUUGUACAUUGGCAAAAUGGAACAUUAACUUUAAACCCAAGAAUAAUCCGGAAAAUUUCCAGAGGGAGAGUAAGAAUUGAUACUCAGAAUCGGCUCCAUAUAAGGAGACUCCAGCCCUGGGACGAGAAGGCAUAUAGCUGCUGGAUCAGUGGGAAGCAUAUCGCAACAAUCAAGAUUAUUGUUACUGAAGUGCCAGUUCGCAAUCUGAAAGACUAUAUUGCAAUGGCAGGAUUUGCAGUCUUCAUUCUUGUUUUUUGUUGUAUUUGUGUUUCUAUUUGCAAAGGAAGGAACAAAAAGACUGCGCAAUAAUCUGAUAGUAACAACAUUUUGUCAAAAUGGGCAAUGUACAGUAGACCGUGGAUGUAGCCAGGCAUGAUGCAGGAGAGACAACUCCCUUGCAAAAUUUUACAGAAAUUACUUUUCAGACAUUUUUCAACUAAAACUAAAAUGAAAUCAAUAUACAGGGUUGGCCAAAAAGUGUAACCCUAAUUAUAUUGUAUUACAGUCAAAAUGAGUAAGAUUUUUGACCCACCCUGUAGUAUACAUCCUUAACAUCCUUUGGCUUAAAGCCUCU
Owenia fusiformis is the source of this 1779-nucleotide messenger RNA. Lineage: Eukaryota; Metazoa; Annelida; Polychaeta; Sabellida; Oweniidae. The record is from the annotation of a GenBank genome assembly.